Molecule: messenger RNA, 2535 nt
Organism: Ustilaginoidea virens
Lineage: Eukaryota; Fungi; Ascomycota; Sordariomycetes; Hypocreales; Clavicipitaceae
Exons: 3
Coding region: 1-2535 (844 amino acids)
Biological process (GO): carnitine metabolic process
Cellular component (GO): mitochondrion
Molecular function (GO): carnitine O-acetyltransferase activity
Source: RefSeq, a predicted model, not a curated record
AUGACCGCCAAAGUCCGACCCUUCAACUCUCCAAGCUCCCUGGCAGAGAGGCUAGCUGAACCUCUGCCCGUGACGGCCACUCCUCGAAAGUUUUCGGCAUCUGCUGCAUCCACCUCGCCCCGGUCACCUCUCAACUCGUCUGGCACUUACACCAGAAUGCCUUCAGACAAUGGUGGAAAGGUCAACCAACAUGGAGGCAUCACAUUUGCUGCCCAGGAUAAGCUGCCCAAGCUCCCCAUUCCAGACCUGGCUAGUACCAGUAAAAAGUACUUGGAGGCGCUGAAGCCUCUGCAGACUCCCAGGGAGCAAGCUGAAACAGAGCACGCCGUGAGAAACUUUCUGGCCACGGACGGGCCAGACCUGCAGCGGAAGUUGAGCAAGUAUGCUCAGGGCAAGACCAGUUACAUCGAGCAGUUUUGGUACGACUCCUACCUCAAUUUUGACAACCCUGUCGUUUUAAAUCUGAAUCCCUUCUUCCUCCUCGAAGAUGAUCCCACACCCGCACGCGGCAACCAAGUGACGCGUGCUGCAUCCCUGGUCGUCUCUGCACUCGAAUUCAUUCGGGCAGUCCGCAAGGAAGAGCUUCCGCCAGACACAAUCAAAGGCAAGCCCUUGUGCAUGUACCAGUUUUCCCGCCUCUUUGGAACAGCUCGAGUGCCUACGGAACAUGGCUGUCAGAUCGUGCAGACCCCCGAAGCGAAGCACAUCGUGGUCAUUUGCCACGGCCAGAUUUAUUGGUUUGACGUUCUCGACGACAACUCAGACGUCAUCAUGACGGAAAAGGACAUUGCCGUCAACCUGCAGACAAUUACCGAGGACGCGGCUCAGACUCCCAUCCAGGAAGCGGCCAAAGGUGCUUUGGGGGUGCUGAGUACCGAGAACCGCAAGAUCUGGUCAGGUCUGAGGGACGUCUUGACCAAGGAUGCUGGAUCCAACAAUGCCGAUUGUCUCAACAUUGUGGAUUCCGCCCUCUUUGCGCUGUGCCUCGAUUAUACCGAGCCGCAAGACGUUGCUGCCCUGUGCCAAAACAUGCUGUGCGGCACAAGUGAGGUGAAGAACGGAGUGCAGAUUGGAACCUGUACCAAUCGCUGGUACGACAAGAUGCAAAUCAUUGUCUGCAAAAACGGGAGCGCGGGAAUCAACUUUGAGCACACCGGUGUCGACGGACACACUGUCCUUCGAUUCGCCAGCGACGUCUACACAGACACCAUUCUGCGAUUUGCGCGCACCAUCAAUGGGCAGGCCCCGACGCUGUGGACGUCGACGAGUCCAGACCCGCUGAAACGAGAUGCCGAGAGCUUUGGAGACGUCAACACCACACCGCGCAAGCUCGAGUGGGACAUGAUUCCCGAACUGAGUAUCGCUGUGCGCUUCGCGGAGACGAGACUGGCCGAUCUCAUUGAGCAGAACGAGUUUCAGUGCCUCGACUUCAAGUCUUACGGCAAGAACUUCAUCACCUCUAUGAGUUUCUCGCCCGAUGCGUUCGUCCAGAUGGCGUUUCAGGCAGCAUACUACGGUCUCUAUGGCCGCGUGGAAUGCACCUAUGAGCCAGCCAUGACCAAGUUCUACCUCCAUGGCCGGACAGAGGCAAUUCGCACCGUCUCCAGGGAGUCGGUUGAGUUUGUGCAGGCCUUUUGGGCAGACCACCCCGUCGAGCACAAGAUUGAGGCGCUGAAGCGCGCUUGUCAGAAACACGUCGAACGCACGAGGGAAUGUCUCAAGGCCGAAGGCUGCGAUCGCCACCUGUAUGCUCUGUUCUGCGUCUGGCAAAAGUACGUCGACGACGAGGCAGACAGCAGCACGGGCAGCAUCGGUCGCUCCAGCUCACCCGAAUUUUCCCCCGUCAGCAGUCUCGGCACCGAGUCCCCCAGACCGGCAGAUGAAGUCCCGGACGCCAAGUCAAGCACAGAGCGCGGCGACAGCUCAAACUCUCGGUCACGGGAUGCGCACCCCCUCCCACUGAUCUUUGCUGACGGCGGCUGGGACAAGCUCAACACGACCGUGCUGUCAACCUCCAACUGCGGCAACCCGUCCCUUCGGCAGUUCGGAUUCGGCCCCACGUCUGGCGACGGCUUCGGAAUAGGGUACAUCAUCAAGGACGACUGCAUCUCCAUCUGCGUGUCCAGCAAACACCGCCAGACGAAGCGCUUCGUAGACACGCUGGAGAGCUAUCUUCUCGAAAUCCGACGCAUCCUGAGAAUCACGAACCGCGCAUGCUCAACCGUCAAGAGCAGCCGAGCGCGGGAGGCCGAGUCGUCGAGGCCAAAGCAGAUGAACCGACUCAAGUCCCGCGGGCGAUUGAUCACGGCGGAAGGCGCGGCCAAGGAAACGGUCAGCCAGACGGAAGAGGGUGCGGCUGGAAGCGACGACGACGAGUUGGGCGGCUACGGCUUCUUUGAUGCUGGAAUGCUCCUCCAGACUUUGAAGGCGCAUGAUGCAGCAGACGACCAGGCUCAUGGCAAGGCUUCCGAGAGGGCGGCUGUGCACGCAAGGCGGAGGGAUGUAGGCAAGAAGUUGAGGCUGACGACAGAGUAA